GCACCCGGGAUCCCAACCCGGGCCGCCAGCAGCGGAGCGUGCGCACUUAACCACUAAGCCACGGGGCCGGCCCAACUCUUUUAAUCCUCUUAACAAUCCUGUGAGAGAGCUGAGGUUGAAGAGCAACCAAUUAACCUGAAUUCCAAAGAAGAACAGGAGCCUCCAGGAAGAAGUGGGAUGCAGGCACUGGCACAUUUAUGAAGGGGGAAGGAGACGAGGUCUCCAUGGAAGCAGCAGAUCAGCACCACAAGAAAUGGAAAGGAAGUUCUGGAGGCAGAAAGAAUACCAUACCAGAGAGAAACCUGGAUCUACCUAAAGAAAUGAAGAUCUCUGGAAAUGGAAAGAAAAAGAUGCAAGAUAAGGAACCACAGGACAAGAUUCAGCAGCCUGUCAGCAAAGUACUUGAGCGGAACCGACUUAAAAUGGUGUUAAAAAACUUGUCGCUCUUGAGGCUACUCAAGAGCUCGAACCCCCGGAUCCAAGAACUGUAUAGCCUGGCCAAAAGGUGUUGGAAUUCACUGCUCAGAGUUCCGAAGAUCCUCAGGAUCUCCUCUGGGAACAACGAUGGCUGCGAUAAAGUGGAACAAAACAAUGAAGAGCUCCAGGAGGCUGGGUGCUCCAAGAAGAAACUGGAGUCCAAGAAAUUAGAGUCCAUAGAGGAGGAGGAGGAAGCUGCGUCUCCUAAGGAGACACAGCCCAUGGAGGAGGUGGGGCAGAAGAACAAGGCCCAGCAGUCACCUGCAGCAGUGCCACAGAAAGAAGAGCAGGUCGAGCCUGAGGUCCCAACGACAUCAAGGAGUCAUGGCCUGACCCCUUGCCCUGGAGCCCAGAGGAAGCAGCCACCCACUGGGGGCUCCCGAGUCGUCUUCCUCAAGACCUACCUGCACAGAACUCCCAUGGAGGAUGGGAAGCAGCUGGAAGCAGCUAACCAGUGGGUCUGGUUUGAGGGGCUGCCCACACGAGUCCACCUCCCAGGGCCCCGAGUGAUGUGCAGAUCAUCCACCCUGCGCUGGGUCAAGCGCUGCUGCACCCGUUUCUGCUCUGCGUCACUUGAGCUGCCUAUGUGCCAUCCAUACCGGGUGUGACAACGCCACUGCCAGGCCAGGGUGGUGUGACCUUGGAUGGGAGCCAGAGGUGUGAGGAGAGGACGGAGACCACUCAACCAUCUGAAA
Diceros bicornis minor is the source of this 1172-nucleotide messenger RNA. It is a transcript of the gene TP53TG5, whose product is annotated as TP53 target 5. The transcript has 7 exons. NCBI's taxonomy places the organism in Eukaryota, Metazoa, Chordata, Mammalia, Perissodactyla, Rhinocerotidae. The record is from RefSeq and is a predicted model, not a curated record. The coding region runs from base 198 to 1085 and encodes 295 amino acids.